AUGUCAUUUCUAUCUUUUUUUUCUCGCAUAUGGUUUGCAUUUUAUCAAUGUGCUAAUCGUGCUGUCAGUCUUUUACUAAGUUCUAUUUUAUAUUCAUCAGCUGACCAAUUAAAUAAAAUGAAAAAGAAUUCAAGAUUAAGAGAUGAAUCAUUUGUUCGGGCUGAUGGUCAUAAGUUUCCGGCAGAUAUUAUUGAAUCAGUUCAUUCGGAUAUUCCUGGUGAUCCACAAAUAAAAAUACGUCUUGCAAAUAAAGAAGAAGAUGAAGACGAAGAUGAAGCAACAAUUUCUAUCGAUACUGGAAGUGAUAGUGGAGAAGGAGAAGACGACGACGAAGAUUUACCAAUAAAAAAAAAGAAAUUACCAAAAUCAAAAUUUGACGAUAUGCAUGCUUUUCUUUGA
Rotaria sp. Silwood2 is the source of this 399-nucleotide messenger RNA. Lineage: Eukaryota; Metazoa; Rotifera; Eurotatoria; Philodinida; Philodinidae. The record is from the annotation of a GenBank genome assembly.